AUGAAACCUUAGGGAGGAUUUCUAAACAACAUCAACUUCCAUCUAUCAAACUAAUAAACUCAAUCUGUCAAAUAAGAUUAAAAGCUUGUAUCUAAUACUAGAGCUCAUCAAUCUAAGGGUAAACCUGAAUCUGAUUACAUCUCUAAGUAUGACUCAAGCAAGUAAAUCAGCAGUAAGGAUUAUAAGCAGCAGGAAAUGCAUUUGCACUUCUCAAAUACACAGAAGCUUUCCGGGAUUUCAAAAGAUAUGAAAUCAUCAUAAGAAUUUAUUACUCAGUAAUCAUCUACCUCUCAUAUCAGGCCUCCUAAUAAAGAAAAUUAUGAUCCUUUAUCGUUUAAGGCUUUAGGCUCAACUAAUUACAACACAAGUACCUAAAAUACAGGAGGUAUUCACAGCAAAUAAUCUUCAUAGCCUCAGUCGAAUGGCUAAACUAGAACUUCUAGUGCUCAGCCUAUUAAUAGACUUCUUUAGUACACCAAUCCUGAUAAUCAAUUCGCCUCAAAUAAUAGCAAUUACAUGUCUAACACUAUUGAUAGAAAUAUUGAAUCAAGCAGAAAAAGCAGACCAAGUACUAGCAAAAGAGGAGGAAAUGAGAGAUAAUCAUAAAAUCAAAUAUAAUAACAGUAAUUCUCUAAUACAAAUUAAUAAAGAGGAAUCAGUCAAGGUUAAUCAAGUGUGACUAGAAAAGAGGAAGACAAUAAAUUCUCUCAACUAGUGUGCUAGGUACCAUAAAACAUGGAUCCAAAAUUAAUGCUAAAACAAACUCAACAAGCUAUAAGAUAGAGGGAUGAGUAAGACAGUAAAGCUACAACUAUUGAGACUAGUUUCACCUAGGGUAAUACCUUGGCUGAAGAAGAUGCACUCUUAGGACCACAGAGAAGAAAUGAUAUUGGCAAAAAGACCUUAGUAUUAGAUCUUGACGAAACUCUAGUCCAUUCAUCAUUUAAACCAAUAGAAAAUCCUGAUAUUGUGCUCCCAGUCGAGAUUGAAGGCAGCAUUUGCAAUAUAUUUAUUCUGGUUAGACCUGGAGUAUCAUAAUUCCUCAAAAAAAUGCAUAAGCACUAUGAAUUAGUCGUGUUUACAGCCUCAUUGAGCAAAUAUGCUGAUCCUUUGGUUGACAUUCUUGAUCCAGAGAAAAUGUGCUCUUAUAAGUUAUUUAGAGAGCAUUGCACUCUUGUUAAUGGGGCCUUUGUCAAGGAUCUCACUAGGCUGGGUAGAUGCAUGAAAGACGUUAUUAUUUUGGAUAACUCUCCUAUCGCUUAUAUGUUUUAGCCAGAAAAUGCAAUUCCUAUUCUCAGUUGGUAUGAUAAUAUGACUGAUAGGGAGCUACCUAGAAUCGCAUAUAUUCUAGAGAGAUUAGCUUAUGAGGAAGAUGUGAGAAAAAUCAUUAGAUAACUAAUUUCAAACAAUGAUAUAGAUCCAAAAGCAGAGUUGAUUUACUUGCAUUCAAAAUAAAGAGAUCACUCUUAGAAAGUUUAAGAUAGAGGGUAAGCUCAUUAAUAAAAGAGACAAAAUGUGAGAUAUGAGAGUGCUGACAAUAGAUAAAAACAUACAGCAAUUAUAGAUGAUCAACUAAAAAAGAAGAACAGAGGCAGCGAAGAGGAUGAAGAUUUUACUGAAAUGAUAAUGAUUCAAAAAUAGAACCAAAAUUAAAACAUGUAUGAAAAAUUAUUGAGAGCUUAAUAAGCUAAUCAACAAGAACGAAAAUCAGAUGCGGCUUAUGGAAUUUCUUAAAGAGCUCCACCUUAAAAACUUAAAGAUAGCAAAGAAACUUUCUAAUUAGCCUAAGCUUAAAAUGAUGCACCUUAUCAAGCAAGUGGCAGCAUGAGACCAGCCACAACUAAAGGUUGCAGCUCUUAAAGAACUGGAUUAUUUAUUUAAAACUAGAGACCAGCUGAUUAAUCUCAAAGCCAAAGCUAAAAUACAACUCCUAUUGGUAAGAAAUCAGUGUCUGUGAGAUAAAACUCUCAAUAAGUAGCUAAAGAAUCUUCCCGAAAAGAUAGGGGAAAUUCAGCCUCAUCAACAAAUCAAGGAAAGAAUAUGAGCAUGGAAAAUUCAGCCUCAAGAAAAAAGAACACCUUCUCUAAUUUCUUAAGUAAUACUUAAAAACUAUCUAGAGAGGACCCAUCUGAGUAAAUACAUUCAAUUAGAGGUCACAGUUAAGGGCAUCAUGGUCAAAAUCCAAGCUCUCAACAUAUUUCACCGAGGCCAUCUACAGCAGGGCACCCAGGUUACUAGUAAUAAAAAUCUUCAUCUCAAUCGACUAGACAUCAUAGCAAUCAACCUAAUAAUAAUCUCUCAUCUACCUAGAGGUUGUAACCAUAAAACAACUUUCAAUUCUAAAAUUAAUCUAAUGGAUAAUCAAAUGUACUCAUGCAAUCUAAUACUGCAGGGCAUUCUAAGAAAAAUUCAACAUAAAACGGGAAUCUUAUUAAAUAGAGUAUAAAGGAUCUUUAAGAGUUAAUGAGGUUGACCAAUAAAAAUGUCCACAAAAAUGGUUCCAGUUCCUCUCAGACAAGCUAGAAAUAAAAACCCACAGCCAAUGAGGAAGUUAGUUUUUUAAAGAAACUUACUCGACAUUCAGAAGUUUAACAAAACAACAUUAUUGUCACUAAUUAAUAAUAGAUGAACUACCAAGUAUAAAAUAUUCACUAAUAAUAGUAGCAAUAGCAAUAGCAACAGUAACAAUAGUAGUAUGCUAGUAGAUACUCAGUUAAUUCUCCUAAGUAUAAGGAGAACUAGAAUGUCCUAAACUCAAAUGGAUAAAUCAUGAAUCAAGGAUAAAAUAUGGUUUAAACUAGCUAAGGUUGCUACACCUCAGUUCCCCAAUCAAGCAAUAUCAUCAUGCAAUCUAAUAUAAAUUCUGUUAAGCCUUCUCACCAAAAGAAGAGCUCAAACCCUUUCUAAAUUCUACAAGUCCGAUAAAACUCUGAUAACUAUUGUCAAAAUCAAAUGGAGAGCUCUAUCGAGGUAAAUAAUGAUUCAAAGCCUUUCCAACAAAUUAAAGUCAUCCACAAUUAAAACAAUAAUUAAGUCCGAUCUUCCCAAGUCUAUAAGUAGUAAGUCAAUGGAAAUAACAAUACUAGCUCUAACUUGCAGAGUCAGCACUCACAAUUAAACAUAAUGCAACAGUAGUAAUAACAGUUAUAGUAACAAUAGCUGCAGCAACAACAGCAAUACAUGAAUAAUAAUAGCAAAGAUCACACCAAUAAAUUCAUAAAUUCCUACUUGCAGACUAUGAAUACUACACCUACUGCAGCAGCCUCUCAAAAUCUGAGAGCAUCUAUGAAUAAACUACUAAACGGGCCGUAAAUCUAGCAAGACACUUCAUCCUCUUCUUCUGCUAUCAAUGAGUUUAGCAAAAAGUUUUAUAACUAAGUAUCACUGGCAAAACAGUGA
Stylonychia lemnae is the source of this 3399-nucleotide messenger RNA. Lineage: Eukaryota; Ciliophora; Spirotrichea; Sporadotrichida; Oxytrichidae. The record is from the annotation of a GenBank genome assembly.